Messenger RNA from Porites lobata, 448 nucleotides. NCBI's taxonomy places the organism in Eukaryota, Metazoa, Cnidaria, Anthozoa, Scleractinia, Poritidae. The record is from the annotation of a GenBank genome assembly.
AAUUGGAUCCAGCGGAGCACACAAAAGAACGCUGGUGGCGGGGAAAGAAGAGCUGAACUUCGAAGAUCUGCAAGAAGGCAAAAGUAAGUUCCUGGCGGUUUUAUAGAGCGGUUUUCACUUGACUGUCGAAAGGGAUUGGUUUUGGUUUUGGUUUUGGUUUUGGUUUUACUACGCCCUUUGGUUGGCUAGUGUAUUUACUUUGGUUUUGGUUUUACGACAGUCAAGUGAAAACCGCUCUAACCGGCAAGAACAAGUCCUCAACCAAAAAUCGCCAAAAGUUAUAGAUCGCUUCGUCUUCUAUUAUCUUGCCGUUGAUAACGCGGAUCAAACAGCAGAUAACAAGCACACAGGCAGCAUGAUUUUUCCUUUCUUUCUUCUGGCGAGUAAAACCGACAAGCCGUUGGGAGAUGAUACUUUUCAGAACCAGUCAGUAAAACUCAUCUGCUGA